CUUGGCAGCAAGCAGCAGCAGCAGCAUCCAGCGAACUUUACCCAACAAACUUCUUUUCAACAGCUUUCUUUGCCCUUUUCAUUUGACAAGCAGUUUGCCACUGCUUGUUACUUUCUCCAGGCUUCUGGUUUUUCUCUCUCUUCUUUGCUUCAUCUAUCAAAAAGCCUUCAAGUAUCAGUCCAUUAAAACAACAGGUUUGCGGAUUGGAAUUGGAAGGGAAAGCAGUGACAAUGUCCGAAAAUAGUGAAAGGUGUCUUGACAAAGUUAUUAAGGGAAUUAAGAGCAUUCUUAAUCCGCUCGGAUCCUACUGUGAACAAUGGAAUAGGUUAUUUCUACUAUCAACUGUAAUUGCGCUCUCACUUGAUCCUGUGUUUUUCUACAUCAUUGUGGUCAAUGAAGAUAACAAGUGCCUUUUUUUGGACACCAAAUUGGGGAUUACAGCAAUUGUUCUGCGUUCGGUUAUUGAUUGCUUUUAUAUUAUAUGCAUUGCUUGUCGACUUCAGACUGAUCUUUUUGCUCCUCUUUUACAUAUAAGAGAUAAUAGGGGCAGAAAUUGCUGGAAAAUAGUGAGGAGAUAUUUGUUGUCAUGGUUCUUUCCCAUUGACAUACUUGCAGUUCUUCCCCUUCCACAGGUGGUGAUUUUACUUAUUAUUCCAACAAUGAAACGGUUGAGAUUUUUGGAUGCCAUGGGUGUGUUGAAAUCUGUCGUUAUCUUGCAAUACAUACCAAGGGUUCUUCGGAUUUAUCCAUUGUUUAAGAGGCACAAAAGUUCUCCUGGCAUACUUUCUGAAGCUGCAUGGGUGAAUGCUGCAUUCAAUCUCUUGCUUUACAUCCUUGCAGGUCAUGUGGUUGGAGCUGCAUGGUACUUCUUCGCUAUAGAACGAGAAGCUACAUGUUGGCUUAAAGCUUGUGGAAAUCAGACUGGAUGUGUCAGUGAAUCAUUUUAUUGUGAUUUCAAUCGCGGAAAUCACACAUUUCUAAAUGAUGUAUGCCCUAUAAGUUCACCCAACACCGAGCUCUUUGAUUUUGGAAUAUAUCUUUAUGCUCUACAGUCCCGGAUAGUGAAGGUGACAGAUUUCUGGCCGAAGUUUUUUCAUUGUUUUCGUUGGGGUAUACAAAAUCUGAGUUCGUUUGGCCAAAAUCUACAAACAAGUGCAUAUGUCUGGGAGAACUGCUUUGCAGUGUUCAUUAUAAUCUUUGGCUUGGUGCUAUUCUUGUUUCUUAUCGGAAAUGUGCAGAUUUAUCUUCAGUCUAAAACUAUGAAAUUAGAGGAGAUGCGUUUGGCCACAAGAGAAAUAAAGCAAUGGAAACCCUUCAAAAAGCUUCCUCGUAAACUUCGGAGGAAAGUAAAUGAACAUCAGCAGUACACAUGGCAUCACACCAGAGGUGUUAAUGUAGAGAAGCAGCUACAAAAUCUUCCCAAGGAAUUAACGAAAGAUAUCAAGAGGGAGCUCUGUCUAACGCUGCUCAAAAAAGUGAAGUCAUUUUGUUCGAAGGGAGAAAAACUGUUGGAUGCACUGUGUUUUUGUGUCAGACCAGUACUAUUUAUCGAGCACAGUCACCUUAUUGAGACAGGAGACAGAGUUAAUGAGAUGCUAUUUAUUGUUGAAGGCAAAUUACAAGUCUCCAGCAGCAGCAGUAAUGAAAUAGUUCACUUAAAAGAUGGUGAUUUUUGUGGAGAGGAACUUGUAGAAUGGGUUCAGGAUUCCAACUCACAGCCUCUCCCCGUCUCAAGCAGAUCCAUUCAAACCCUUACUAAAGUGGAAGCCUUUGCCCUCCAAGCUAGGGACAUGAAACGCAAUUGGGAUGCUAUACGCAACCAAGCAGCUGCACGUCUUUCUUCAGCCUGGCGCCGUAGCAAGAGGGCUCGGGAAGUAAGCAGGACAACUAUAGAUAUUCACGUCUCCAUGGUCCAUGUGAAAUAAGAACAAGCUGUAGCAGCUGUCAUAAUUUCAUUUAGAAAGGAUAAUGAUUUUGGUUGUGUUAGUAAAGACAGAUGAAUUUAUUUUCUCCAAAUCCAGCAGGCCGAGAUGGAUUGCGUAAGCAUGUUCAUUCACAAUCUGUAAAAGAUAAGGUAGUCAAAAACUUGUCACGUUCUGGUAGCAGCAUCAACAAGUCCUUGAGUUUUAGCACUGAUGAAUCUGGUAGUUCAUAGCUUGUGGCUUCAUCCUCACAGACAAGUCAGCAGCCUCGCUAGAAGCACAGUCUGUCAUUUCUGAGUAACAUCAGGUUAGUACAAUCUAUCUUGUGUUUUAGAUAGCUGCUGUAGUUGUUGACUUGAGAUCAUUCAUGGCAUAGAAGCCUACUUAACCGGUUUUGUUAUGCAUCCUCACGCCCCAAUUAUGCAGAAGAGUAAGAAAAUGUAGCCUUUGUU
Rubroshorea leprosula is the source of this 2374-nucleotide messenger RNA. Lineage: Eukaryota; Viridiplantae; Streptophyta; Magnoliopsida; Malvales; Dipterocarpaceae. The record is from the annotation of a GenBank genome assembly.